Messenger RNA from Rotaria socialis, 19971 nucleotides. Lineage: Eukaryota; Metazoa; Rotifera; Eurotatoria; Philodinida; Philodinidae. The record is from the annotation of a GenBank genome assembly.
AUGACUAUUGACAAAGAUUUUCUAUUAAAAUUUACUCCCGUUGAUGAACAAGAUGAAUACAAGCGAAAUGAUUCAAUACAAAUCGGAUUUGAACAAGAACUUAAAUCUAUAACAGUACGUCAUGGUGAUUCAGCUAGAUUUGAAGCUAAAAUACGUUUAAUAUCAAUAUCAUCAUCGAAAUCCAUUGAUCGAUCAUUGUUAAAUAUUGAAUGGCGUUUAAAUGAUAUAUGUAUAAAAAAUGAUAAUAAUUCAAAAUAUCAAUUUGGCUCUUUACCAGAAGAAAGUCGUUAUUGGAUGGACAUACGACAAUGUCAACAACAAGACGAAAAAGUUUACACUAUUCAUAUUAGUUUUGAUAAUGGAAAAUUACAUGAUGAAUCCAGUGCUUACCUUUUUGUUGAUAACGCAUCAACUGAAAUUUACGAAGAAUCCAUUCAAACAAAUGAAAGAGGAUCAACAACUGAUAAUUCAUGGUCAAUAGCAACAUCUUUCAAUCAUUGUAUGCCACCAACUAUAAUACGAUUACUUAAACCUUCGUAUCGAUAUUCUUCUGGUGAACAAUUACAUUUUCUCAUUGAAUAUAUUUCUCCAUCAGAUCAAUGCCAUUGUGCAUGGCAAGUGCAACAUUCAAAUAGUCAAACGUCACGAGCCAUAGAAGAUGGAUUUGUUGUUAACGCAGAUUGUUCAUCGAUCUUAAUUAUUGAAUCGAUUACGCCACAACUGCAAGGCUUGUACACAUUCUAUGUUGAAAAUAUUUAUGGACGUGCUACAACACAAACAAUUGUUAUUGUUAAGACAGCAAAUACGGAUGAUAGUACACAAGAAUAUCAAGAAAUCGAAGAUGCUUUCUCAGAAAAGAUAGACGAAUAUCAUAAUGGUUAUCAUCUUUAUUCAAAUGAAUCAACUCAUAAAAGAAUUUCAACGAUAAAUAAUAUAUCGUCAAGUGAAUCAUCAGAUUACGAAUAUCUUAAAGCUCAAUUUCUUAAUGGAAAACCACUGAGACUUCCACCAAUUAUAGAUGAAACACCAAUAUACUCAUCAAUCAACAAAGAACGACGAUUAAAUGAAGAAAAACAACAUGCACAAACGGAUGCAGUAAAUGUGAAAGAUUUGUACGGUCAACGGCAUAUUGCAUAUUUUGAUCCAUCAUGUACAUUUGAACAUGUUGAACCCAUUGAACAAUGUGAAAAUGAAGAUGCUAAAACACGAUUUCCAAUAAAUAAUCAUCAGAUAAAAAAUGGACGUGAUGCAACUGUUCGCAUUAAAUUCGAACUUCCACCUCCGCCACCCAUCGAUGAUACUCUAGAAGAACAUAUUUAUGAGGACAUUCCAAAUAUUAUUCCUACUCAAGAUAUUUCUACUACAAAUUUUGCUCAACAACAGUCAAAUUCAGUAACCGAUAAUGAUUUCAGUGUAACUGAACAAUCACAAAUUAUUUCAUCGUCACUGAAUUCACUUGACGAAGCUUUGCACAAUGUUGAGCAAUGGUCUGAUAUUAUAGUUGAUCGAGAUUCAUGUGUUCCAUCGCCGUCAAGUCGAAUUUCAAAUUUAAUUUCAUCAGUAGAUGAUUAUGUAGAUGAACAAUAUAUAAAAGAUCAGCUAGAUAUAAGUUCAGUUAAUAUUAUAAAUAUUUCUGUAACUGAUAAAUCAAUGGAAGAAAUUGAAGAUCGACCAACAUUAAUCAUACAACCAAGUACUACGGCUAAUCGAAUGAUUGUCGAUGAAAAUCUAGUCAAUCGUAAUAAAAUUGAUUGUGUUCAAUCUAGAAAAUCCUUUGAAGAGAAAAUACUAUCAGAAGUAUUAUAUGAUCCAUUGCACUUGGUUGAAAUUCCUAGUCAAACAAAUGAAAAUACAAUGUUAGUUUCAACAGAUUUAUCCACUGGUAUCGAUCAAGUUAUCGAACGAAUUCAUGUCGACGAUGAAUUGUUUGAAGCUAAGAAAACUUUAAUUAUUGGAAUUCAAGCACCAAGUGAAAUCCUUUCAUCGACAAACAACAUUGACAAAGAAGUCUCACCAUCCAUUCAACAUCAAACUGAAAAGUCGUUUGACAUUGUCUCCAACAAAAGCAUUGAUACUAUCGAUGUGCCAUUAUGCAGAGCACAUUCAACUGAUAAAACAAUGGAUACUAUUAUAAUUACUACUGAAGAAGUUUUACCUAUUGAUUCAUCUAAAUGUUGUCCUAUGUCAAAUAUACAGAUAGAUUCUGUAUCAAUAAGACAAGAUACGUUGACUUGUGAACAAACUUCUGCCACAUAUCGUACAGUUAUGAAUGAUAAAUUAUCAAGUGACCUACUCGAAUCAUUGUCUGUUCCUGCUCAAUUAGAUUUAUUACCACUUGCAACAAUGCCAGAUCAAACAACAAAUAUAGAUGAACAACGAAUACCUGAUAGAACUGUUCAGCACGUUCUUUCAGCUUCACUUGAACCAAGAAAACUUAUUCAUAUCGAAGGUAGCUCAGAAAUAAUACCAAUAGUUUUAUCGUCAUCAUCGUCGCUGGAUAACUCCAGUAAUAUUUCACUUAGCAAUGAUUGUAAUGAAUGCUUAGAUAUUAAAUCAGAAAUUCUUGAUGAAAUAACAAAAGUAGAUGUCUCAAUAAUUACAUCGUUAGAAAAACCGUCGAUUACUCUUGCUGCAGCCGAAAAAUUACAACAUGAUGCAGCUAUUGAACUAAAAGAUGAUGAUGAUGAUGCUAUUAAACUAGAUUUAACAUCAGCAAAAAUACCAAUUACUAUAGAAAACGUGCCUUCAACCGAAAAUGAAGUUCUUACAUUGGAACAUAAACCUAUUGCAAAUUCACAGUCAAUUGACUCGAAUAUUAAAUCUAAACUAAUCAAAAAGAAGAAAAAAAUCGAAUCACUUAGUUCUAUUGAAAACAGUCAAAAACUGAUAACUAGUGAUAAAUCAAAAUCAAUCGAUCAGCAAACAAUAACAUUAGAUGAUCAGAUUUCUUCUAAAUCAGAAAAACAGAACUCUUCACAAGACAAUGUAUCAGAUUUACAAAAACUUCAUGAUAAAAUUGAAAAAGAACAACCAGCAUCGAAUGAAUCAUCUGACCAAUCGUUAUCAUCUACCCAACUGCCUAAUUCUCAACAAGAAUUAUUAUCAGACAUCGACACUACUUAUCUAAAACAGGAAUUUAUUCGACCAAAAUUUUCUCUUCGUCUUAAACCAACAUCCGCAAUCAACAAUAAUGAUAAACUGAAACUCGAAGUUCAUUUUAUCGGCCAACCAGAACCAACGGUAACUUGGUACUAUAAAUCGAAUGUACUUGUACCUUCAUCCAAUCUACAUAUUGAUCGAUCGAAUGAUAUUGAUACAUUUAGUUCAAUAUUAACGAUCGAUAAAAUAAAUACGGAUUAUGAUGGUAGAUUUAAAGUCAUAAUCAAGAAUGAAUUAGGUGAAGCUGUUAGUGCUGCACAAGUCAAUGUUAGACGAGAAUCUAUAGCUAUUCAAUUUCAUACACCAAUGAAGAAAAUAAAUGCAAACAAGAAUUUGAUACCUUCAAAAAAAGAUAGUAAUAAUAGAUUAUAUUCAAAUACAAGUGACGACAAAGGUGAAAGUAUGUCUAUUGAAACAUCUAAUGAUACUGCAAGACGUCGUUCCAGUGCAUUAGUCAUAUCUGAAAAAAAGCCUAAUUUUUCUCACCCACUUGAAAAUGAACUAUUUAUUAAUGAAGAUGAUCCACUUAUUCUCGAGUGCAUAAUUAAUGGUAAUCCAUUGCCCGAAUUAAUUUGGUUUUUUAACGAUCGUAAAAUCAUUUUUGAAGAUGGCUAUGAUAGAAAAUCUGAAACAUUAAAUCCUGAAAGUGCUCGUCAUCAAUUACAUAUAAGUUCAAAACAUAGAAAACUCGGUAUUUAUAAAGCUCAAGCACAAAAUACGUUUGGUCAUACAGUUAGUACAUGUCAAGUUAAAAAAUCUGCACAUUCUAUUAAUCGACGACGAGCUGCUUUUGAAGAAUCAGAAUUACAAGUUCCAACUGCAAAUGUUCAACGACGUCGUUCAAGUGUAACACAACCUCAUCCUGAUCAAAUACAACCAAUAACACAAAAGCCAAUUAUUGUUCAAGAUCUUUCAAAAUUUCAAAUUGAUUUAGGGUCACCAUGUGCAUUAACAUGUAAAUCAAAAUAUGACACAGAACAAGAAUGGAGUAAAGAUGGAAAACCUAUUGAUUCAGCAAAAUUAAACGAUGGAAGUAUAUUUACAAAAGUUGAUCGUACACAAAAUGGAAGUAUCCAUGUAUUGAAUAUAAAACAAUUCAAACAAGAAAAUGUUGGCCAUUAUGAAUUAAUAUUGAAAAAUAGUUUAGGAGACGUUCGUUCUCAAGGUCAAUUGGAUAUGAAAGGUAUACCACCAACGUUUACUGUUGAACCGAAAUCAGCAGCAGUUGUUAAAGGAAAAAUGGUAGAAUUUAAUUGUCGCGUUGGUGGAAGUCCUAAGCCAGAAGUACAAUGGUUUCUUAAUGGGCAACUUUUACGUUCUGGUGGUAAAAUUUCUAUCGUUGAAGAACGUGGUUUAGUUAUUCUCCGAAUCAAUAAUAUUACGGAUAGUGAUGUUGGUGAAAUAAAAUGUCUUGCAAAAAAUAGUUUAUCAGAAAUUUCACGUGACGUUUCAUUAAAAAUAACCGGUGAACAACGUCCACCAAGCAUAGUCGAUAAAUCAAAAUCAACUGAAGUUAAUCCAAAUGAAAGUGUCGAAUUUUUUGUUAAAGUCACUGGUGCACCAACGCCCACAAUUACUUGGACACGAAAAGGAAUGGCAAUAUCAUCAAAUGAAUUCUAUCAAUUAAGAACAGAAAAUGAUACACAUUAUUUAUUAAUUAAAAAAGCUGGCGCCGAUGUUAUGGGAGCAUAUCUUAUAACAGCUACUAAUACUUCUGGAAAAGUUUCAGCAGAAAUUGAUCUUAGUAUUACAGGUUUAACGACGAUAUUUGAACGACCACUACGUGAUACAUCGGUUACACAAGGCCGUCCAUUAACACUGGACUGUGAACUUGAUAUAAAGAAAGGCAUACCCAAAGUUGUUUGGAUGAAAAAUAAUCAGCCAAUAGUAAAAUCAGAUCGUAUUAUUCCAUCAAUGAAAGGAAAUAAAGUUCAUGUCUUAACAAUAAAAAAUGCAACACCAGCUGAUGCUGGCUAUUAUAGUGUAACAGCUACAUUAGGCAAUGAAACAAGUGUAUCUGAUGCGCAAGUUCUAAUUGAGGUUGCACCAACAUUUGUUACUAUACCUGAAACAGUUACUGUUGUUGACGGACAAGAUUGUGAUAUACAUGUUGAAAUAUCUGGUUUACCACCUCCUCAAAUCAAAUGGUCUUAUUUAGCUGAAGAUUUGGUAACAAAUGCAAAAUAUAAUAUAAAAUCUGAUGGCAAUCAUUAUCAAUUACGUAUUCAUCAUGCAACAGCAAAAGAUGCUGGUGAAUACCAAAUUAUAUGUUCAAAUAAUCUUGGUCGUAUAACAGGAAAAAUCAAUGUUCGAAUAUCAUCACCACCCAUUAUAGUUCAACCAUUAAAAGAUUUACUCAUACCAGUAAAACGAACAGCUCGAUUAGAAACACAAAUUCAUGCAUUUCCAGAACCGAAAAUAGUUUGGUCUAGAGAUGCCAUACCGAUGGAUUUUAGUUUAUAUCCUGGCCGAAUAAAUGCUGAAGAACGUCGUGGAACGUAUUCACUGGUUAUUAAAAAUAUUCAAUUAGAAGAUAGCGGAUUCUAUGUAUGUACAGCACACAAUGCACACGGUACAACAAAAACAUCAGCGACAGUAACCAUUGAAGUAGCACCAGUAUUUUUGCAACGAUUGGAGAAAUUAGAAGGUGUAGAAAAUUGUGAUAUCGAUAUACGUGUACAAGUUGCAGGAUAUCCACAUCCAAAAUUAGAGUUUUCAUUUAAUCAAAAUCCCAUCGAAUUAAAAGGCCGAUAUACAUUAAAAGAACUAAAAAGUGGUUGGUAUGUAUUUACUAUUACAAAUGCUCGAUCAACCGAUGCUGGAUCAUAUUCAUGUACGGCAAGUAAUUCACUUGGGCAAGCAUCAUGUGUUGGCAAAUUAACAUUAUUCCCAUUGGCACCACCAAAUUUUACGCAAGCCUUAACUGAUGCAAUAUUUCCUGUUGGUGGAAUAUUAAAAGCUAUUCUUAAAGUUAGCGGUUUACCAUUGCCACGUUUAACCUGGUUCAAAGAUGGUCAAGUUUUUGAUGAAAAUGAACGAAUAUCUCUUGUAUUUGAUCCACGUACAGCAACAUGGACAUUAACGAUACGCGAUUGUCAAGAAAGUGACACUGGCAUAUAUGAAUGUCGUUCAAAAAAUCCUGGUGGCGAAAAAGUAACGAAAUGCACGAUUACAGUUUCGGGUGAAGCAGCAUCAUUUAUUGAUACACCUGAAAAAGUUUCUUGUUUGGAAGGACAAACGGCUGUGUUUGGUUGUCGUGUAUCAGGUGAUCCGUAUCCAUUGGUUAUAUGGUCAAAGGGCAAAGUAAAAACAUUCACAGAAAAUACACCAAAAUAUUCACUUUAUUAUGAUGAUGAAUUGGAUGCACAUUUUUUUGAAAUUAAUCAAUGUUCUCAAAAUGAUACUGGCCUAUAUACAGUUACACUUCAAAACGUACAUGGUACAUUAACAAAACCUGUUUCAUGUUUUAUUGUAACCAAACCAGAUGAAGUUAUUGAUUAUAAGAGUAUUUUACGUAAAAUGGAAUCUAUACAACGUAGUCAGGAUGCUGGUCCCGAUUGGGGUAAAUUAAAGAAAGGUAAAGGUAAACCAAAAGGUCCAGGUGAUCCUGGUUGGCAAUAUCAAUUGAAACAUUUCAAUUUAACUGGUGAUGCACAGUCAAUAAAUGUUAAUACAGGUGAAGCUGGUGAUCUAGUAGGUUUAUCGCCAAGUAAUUAUAAUCGGCGCCCAGCACGUAUGGGAGGAGCAGGUGGUGAUAAUGCACAAGAUGGUGAUGGCCAUGGAUUCGGUGUGCCAAAAUCAGGUACUGGCAAAGAUCGUCGAGCAUCACGUCUUCCACCUGCAACAUUUACAAAACCACUUUCAAAUAUAACAGUACAUGAAGGUAAAAAUGCAGCAUUCGAAUGUAAUGUUUCCGAAGCUGAAGCACCAGUAACAUGGUAUAUCAAUGAUCAACCGAUAUCAAGUCAACGUGUACAAACAUUAUCGAUUGGUAAAACACGCCGACUUGUAUUAAAGGAUUGUGUACUAAAUGAAAAUAAUUCAACAAUAACAUGUGCACUUGAUGAAACAACAAAAACCAGUGGACAAUUAAUUGUUAAAGAAGAACCCUUUGAUUUUACAGAUAAAUUGAAAAACUUAAAAAUAAAACGUGGCGAUAAAUGUGAAUUACAAUGUACUGUUAAUAAGCCUAAUAUUGUAUUACAAUGGCUUAAAGAUGGUAAACCAAUCACUGAUUUUCAAGAACAAGUGGAUGGUUUAGUUCAUAAAUUAAUUAUACCCAUAACUGAAGAUAAACAUAAAGGUGUUUAUGUAGCAAAAUAUCUAGAUGUACAAACAGAGGGACAUGUAGAAAUAUUAGGUCCACCACAUAUUGUUAAGCCUCCUGUUAAUUCUGUUCUUCUCGUUGGUCAAUCUGUUGUUCUUACUGCUGAAAUAACUGGUACUCCAAAACCACAAGUCACAUGGCUAUUUAAAGGUCAACCACUUAAAUCAACAGCAGCCAAGCAUCAAAUUGAUGCAAAAAAAGAUGGAAUAUAUACAUUAACUAUUCUUAAAGGUGAAUCAGCUGAUGAAGGUGAAUAUACAGUUGUAGCUGAAAAUCCUGUUGAGAAAGUUCAGGCUAAUGCUAAAGUAAAUGUAUGCACAAAAGCUAAAGUUGAUAAAUUAGCUGAUGUUGCAGUUAAUAUUGGUGAAACUGCUCGUAUACUAUGCCAAUAUUCUGGUCAUCCAACACCAACAAUAACUUGGUAUAAAGAUGGAAAACCUAUUUCACAUGCUGACGAUCAACGACUUGUUAUUACACAAGAAACACCAACAUUAUCUUUAUUAACAAUAAGCAAUACAACUAUGGAUGAUAAAGGUGUUUAUUCAGUUAAAUUAACAAAUAUUGCUGGGGAUGUUGAAGGAAAAGCUAAUUUAAUUAUCAAACCCAUAAAACCAAGUUUAACUCGUGAUCUCAAUGGAAAUUAUACAGGUACGAAAGGUGAAGAUCUUAUAUUAUCAAUAGCUGGUACUGGUAAUCCACAUCCAACAUGUCAAUGGUUUAAAAAUAAUACUGAAAUAACAGUAGCAACUGAUACACGCAUAGAAUUCAAAGAAGAUAAAACAACAAAUGAAUAUUUUCUUAUUAUAAAAAAUGCUAAUCCAGAUGAUAUGGGAGAAUAUCAAGCACAAUUAACCAAUGCUGCUGGUUUAAUUAAAACUAAGAAAAGUAAAGUUACCAUACAAAAACAACCAACAUUUAUUAAAAAACCACAAUCAAUUACGGUCAAUCAAAACGAUACAGGCAAAAUUGAGUGUCAAAUCGAUGCAUUACCACAAGCUAAAAUUACUUGGUUAGCAAAUGGAAAACCAAUUACUGUUAAAGAUGGCUAUGAAACAACCUAUGACAUGAAGACCGGUAUAACAACGUUAGUUGUAAAAAAUAUAACAACAAAACAUGCCGGCAAAAUUACUGUUCGAGCUGAAAAUGCUGCUGGUACAGCUGAAGAAACAGUUGAUAUUAAUGUUCGCUCAGCACCAAUUCUCAUCAAACCAUUAAUGAAUAAUGAAGUUGUAACUAAUCACGAUGCAACAUUUACUUGUGAAUUUCAAUCAUCACCACAAGCGACUAUUAAAUGGUUUCAUGAUGGUCAACCAAUCACAUCAACACCAAAUAAAUACGAUAUAUCAUAUGAUGCACAAACAAAUCAAUAUAUACUUAUUAUUAAAAAUACAACCUUGCAUGAUAAUGGAAAUUAUAGUGCACAAGCAUCCAAUGAACUUGGACAAAUUCAAACAGAAGCAAAACUUCAUGUUAUUAAUGCGCCAGAUUUUGUUUCUGGUUUAAAAGACCAAACAGUUAUUGCUAAAGAAACAGUUGAAUUAAUUGUUAAAGUUGCUGGCACACCACAACCAACAUUAACUUGGUUAAAAGCUGGAAAAGAAAUCAAAGCUGAUGAGAAAAAAUAUUCCAUUAUACCUAUAGAUAAAGAUGGCAAUGCUAAAUUAAUUAUUAAAGAUGUCAACGAAGAAGAUCAUGCUUUAUAUUCUUGUGUAGCUAUGAAUAAAGUUGGUUCAAAGCAAACUGAUGGCCAUUUAAAUGUUACAGCACCAUUGAAAUUUAUUCAACCAUUACAAGAUACGGAUGUACUCAGUACACAAAAUGGUACAUUAACUUGUGAAAUACAAGGUAUUCCAAAAGCAAAUGUUAAAUGGUAUUUUAAUGAUAUUGAACUUAAAUCAACACAAAAACAAUCAAUGUCAUCUAAACAAAAUAUUCACACAUUAACAAUCAAUCGUACCGAUCUAACUGAUGCUGGUGUUUAUAAAGCAGUCGCUGAUAAUGGUACAGGUAAAACUGUUGAAACAACUUGUACACUCACUGUUGGCAAUAAACCGAAAGUCGAAGGUAAACCCAAUGAUGUUACUGUUAAUGUUGAACAAUCAGCUGUGCUUGAAUGUACAUUUUCUGGUCUUCCGAAACCUGAAGUAACCUGGCUGAAAAAUAAUGUUCCAAUAACACCCGACCAACGCAUUACAUUUCAUGAAGAUAAGCCUAAUGUUCAUUCAUUGAAAAUUUCUUCGUCUCAUCUUGAUGAUAAAGCAACAUAUACAUGUAAAGCUAAAAAUCGUUUUGGUGAAGUAGAAGCCAAAAUAAAUUUGAAUGUUAAUUCCGUUAAACCAACCAUUGUUCGGGAUUUACAAGAACAGCAAAUCAUUGAAAAAGAUAAACCAUUAGAACUUCAAGUGGAAAUAACUGGUCUACCACAACCACAAGUUAAAUGGUUUAAAGGUAAUGAUGAAAUCAAUCCAGCAACAAAUAAAGAUUAUCAAAUUAGCUUUGAUAAUAAACAAACAUAUACAUUAACUGUAAAGAAUUGUUCACCUGAUCAUCAAGCUGAAUAUUCUGUGCAAGCAACAAAUGCAGGUGGAUCAGUGAAAUCAAAGAAAACAAAAGUGAUUGUACAGAAAAAACCAGAGUUUACCAAAUUACCACAAUCACAAACAGUUAAAGAUGGACAAUCAGUUGUAUUUGAUGCACAAAUUGAUGCUUAUCCACAACCAAAAGUGACAUGGCUUAAAAAUGAUAAACCAUUAACACCUGAUCUUGGCUUUGAAAGUCAAUUCGAUGUUAAAACUGGCCAUAUAACAUUGAAACAUAAAGGUGUAACUUCGAAGCAUGCCGGUGAACUUAUUUGCCGUGUAGAAAAUUCAGCUGGCACAAUCGAUGCACCAGUUACACUUGAUGUUCAAACUGCACCUGUCGUUACAAAGAAAUUGACCGAUCAAGAAAUCAUGAUCGAUAAUGAAAUUCGCUUUGUUGUUGAUAUCACUGGUUCACCUUCACCGAAAAUGACAUGGACAAAAGAUGAUGUACCAAUCAAACCCGAUGCUCAACAUAUCAUUGAAACGAAUGGUACAACUCAAACAUUAAUUAUUAAAAAUGCUAAAGUAACAGACGAAGGUAAAUAUCGUGUAUCGGCUGAAAAUCCUCUCGGUCAUGUUGAAUCAACUGCACAAUUAACCAUUCUUGAACAUCCAUUCGUUGAUCAACCAUUUGGUGAUAUAACACAGCCAAUUGGUUCUGAUGUUACUCUUAAAUGUAAAGUUAUCGGUGGUCGACCAAGAGCAACAGUAACAUGGCUUAAAAAUGGUAAAGAAUUUAAACCUGAUGAUCGACAUAAAGUAAAAGCUUUACCUGAUGGUACAUGCGAAUUAUUUAUAAAAUCAAUCGAUGAAACAGAUCAUCAAGAUAAAUAUACAUUAUUAAUUAAAAAUAAAGUUGGCCAAAAAGAAAUUAAUUCAACGCUAACUGUUCGAGCACCAUUAGAAUUUACUCAACCAUUAAAAGAUCAAGAUGUUCUUUUACAAUCGCCAUUUAUAUUAACUGUGGAAACAAAUGGAAUACCAAAACCAACAGUCAAAUGGUUUUUUAAUGAUCAAGAAAUUAAAAAUACUCCCAAAACUAAAAUUGAAUCUAAACAAAAUAUGCAUACAUUAACAAUACCAAAAGCUGAACUAACCGAUCAAGGUGUUUAUAAAUGUAUUGCAACAAAUCCUGAUGGCACAGUUGAAACCAAAGCAACAAUUUCUGUUUGCACUAAACCAAAAGUUGAAGGUAAAGUCAACGAUGUAACUGUACAAAUUAAUGAACCUGCAGAAUUACGUACUAAAUUCAGUGCCAUACCUAAACCGACUGUGACUUGGUAUAAAGAAACUGACUUAAAUACACCAAUAAAGCCUAAUGAUAAUAUUGAAAUAAGUGAAUUACCUGAUGGUACAAGUGUUCUUAAAAUUAAAAAAACUGAUUUAAAAGAUACGUCACCAUACGUUGCUCGUGCAACAAACAAAGUUGGUGAAGUUGAUGCGAAAAUCAAUUUAACUGUUAAAGAAAUUAAACCACAAAUAUUAUCAGAUAUUACAAAUGUUACUGCUACUCGCGAUGAGCCAGCACAAUUUACAAUUAAAGCAACAGGAAAUCCUCAACCAACAAUUCAUUGGUAUAAAAAUGAUACUGAAGAAAUUCUUCCAACAAAUGAAGAUUUUCAAAUCGUGCAUGACAUUGCAUCGGAUACAUUUAUUCUUAAAAUAAAUAAAUGUAAACCAGAGCAUCAAGGUGAUUAUUCAGCUGUUGUAACUAACUCUGGUGGAACGAUUAAAUCGAAAAAAGGAAAAUUAAUUGUUACGAAAUCACCUGAAUUUCUUGGAAAACCAAAGCCUGUUGAUACCAACGAAAAUCAAUUAGCUGAAUUUCAUGCGAAAGUUGAUGGUUUCCCAACGCCGAAAAUUACAUGGCUAUUCGAUGGAAAGCCAAUUACACCAAAAGAUGGUUUUGAAGUUCAAACCGAUCAAACUAAUGGUACAUCAAUAUUAACUAUUAAACAAGUCACACCGAAACAUGAUGGUAAAAUAACUGUUAAAGCAGAAAAUCCAACAGGCUCAGUUGAAGAAACUGUCCUAUGCUCAGUUAAAACGGCACCAAAGAUUACUAAAAAACCAACAGAUACCGAAGCAUUAUUACAUACAGAUGCUGUCUUUACUAUUGACGUUUCUGGUUCACCAAAACCACAGAUUGAAUGGAUUCAUGGUGAUAAACCAAUCAAACCAUCGAAGAAAUAUGAAAUCGUUGAAGAAACACCAACAACAUCAAAAUUAAUUAUUCAUGAUGUAACAUCGGAAGAUGAAUUACCUGUUCAUAUCAAAGUUAAAAAUUCUCUUGGUGAAACUGAUACAACUGUUCAACUUAAAGCACUUGAAACACCACGUAUUGAACCAUUAUUAACUGAUAAAGAAGUAACAUUAAAUCAACCACUUGUUCUCAAAGCUAAUGUUCAUGGUCGUCCAAAAGUUGAUGUUCAAUGGUUAAAAGAUCAAAAACCAAUAGCACCAUCAGAUCAUGUUAAAAUUGAACGUAAAGAUGAUGAAUGUAUAUUAACAAUACCCAAUAUUAAAGAAGAAGAUAUUGGUGUUUAUACAUUAUCAAUUAAAAAUAAAGUUUCCAAAGUUGAUUCAACAGCAAAUGUUAAUGUAACAGCUCCAUUAAAAUUUAAUAGUCAAUUAAAUGAUUUAGAUAUUAUACAAGGUUCGAAUGGCGUUCUAACUGUAGAAUGUGACGGUGUACCAAAACCGAAACUAACUUGGUAUUUCAAUGAUAAUGAAAUUAAAUCUACUCAAAAAACUCGUAUCGAUACAAAAGGUUCAAUAAGUACUUUGACAAUCAAUAAAGCUGAUAUGCCUGAUAUUGGCGUUUAUAAAGUGGUUGCCGAUAAUGGAAAAGAACGAGUUGAAACAAAGGCUCAUGUUGAUGUUUGUGUCAAACCAAAAGUUGAAGGUAAACCUGCCGAUGUUUCAUGUUUAUUAAAUGAAACUGGCAAAUUAAGUGCUAAAUUUUCUGCUACACCAAAACCAAUCAUCACAUGGCAUAAAGUCGACGGUACUGAAAUAAAACCCGAUUCGCGUAUUCAAAUAGUUACUGAUGAUAGUGGACAAUCAACAUUAAUUAUUAAUAAUGCAACAACACAAGAUUCUCAACCAUAUAUAGCACGUGCAACAAAUAAAGUUGGAUCAGUUGAUGCUAAAAUUAAUUUAAGCGUUAAAGAAGUGAAACCAACAUUAAAGAAUGAUCUUGAACCACAAAUAAUUAAUGUCGACGAUGAACUUGUUUAUCGUCUUGAUGUUGAUGGUCGGCCAGUACCAACAGUUAAAUUCUUUAAAGACGGAACUGAAGUUGGUCCAGUUACAAUUGAACAAUCGAAUAAACCUGGUGAUACAACUGCCACUGCUAUUCUUCGUAUUCCAAAGGCUACAGUCAAUGAUCAAGGUGAAUACCAAGCCUCGGUUGAAAAUACUGCUGGAGUUAUUAAAACAAAAAAAGUGAAAGUUACUGUUCAACAAGUUCCAGUUUUUCUUAAAGCGCCUGACGAUGCUUCUGCUAGUCAAGGUACAGAUGUGAGAUAUGAAGCUCAACUUUCUGGAUUUCCUGCACCGAAAGUAACUUGGUUAUUAAAUGGAAAACCUUUAACGCCUACUGCUGAUUGCUUAAUAACAUUUGAUGCAGCAACUCAAAAGGCUUCAUUGACAUUACGAAAAGUUGAUGCUAAUAAACAUACGGGUACAAUAACAUGUCAAGUUGAAAAUCCUGCUGGAAAAAUCACACACGAUGUUAAACUUGAUGUUCGUACAAAACCAAAAGUAGAUAAACAGUUAAAAGAUGAAGAUAUUGUUCAAGGACACGAUGUAACAUUAUCUAUUGAAGCAAGCGGAAGUCCAGCACCAAAACCAGAAUGGUAUUUUAAUGAUAAACCUAUUCCUACAAAUGAUCAACACUUUCAAGUUAUUACACCUAAAGAAGGAAACACCUAUGAACUUAAAAUUAAACAAAGUAAACCAACAGAUGAAGGUGUUUAUAAAGUUGUUAUGAAAAAUAGUGAAGGUGAAAUAACAAGUCAAUCGAAAUUAAAUGUUCACGUAGCACCUGUAAUUUCUUCUUUACAACCAAAAAUUGAAGCUGUACAAGAUGAAACAGUUAUUAUUCGUUGUAAAGUCUCCGGACAUCCAAAACCUGAAAUCACAUUCUUAAAAGAUAAGAAAGAUGUAACAACAUUAGAUGAUAAAGCUCGCUUUCGUAUUGAAUAUGACGAUAAAACCGAUGAAGUUCGUCUUAUUAUUUCAAAUGUUAAAGAAGAAGAUCAUGGCAAAUAUACUAUACGAGCUAAAAAUCCUGCUGAAACCAUUGAAGAACAUACCAAUCUAGUUGUUACAGCACCACUAGCAGUUGUAGAUAAACUACAAGAUACAGACGUAAUUAGUGGACAAAAUCUGAUUUUAACAUGUCGUUGCCAGGGUAUACCAAAGCCAACAAUAAAAUGGUAUCAAAAUGAUAUAGAAAUUAAAUCAACAACAAAACAAAAACUUGAAUCAAAACCUGAUGGUACACAAACAUUAGCGGUCAAUCGUGUCGAUUUAACCGAUGGUGGACAAUUUAAAAUUGUAGCAACAAAUCCGCAAGGUACAGUAACAUCAACGUGUAAUGUCGAUGUUCUUAUGAAACCUAAAAUUGAUGGUAAAGUGCAAGAUGUUCAAGCUGUUAUUGAUGAGCCAGCUGAAUUAAAUGUUAAAUUAUCUGGUUUACCCAAGCCAAAGAUUGAAUGGUUUAAAAAUGGUGAACCAUUGAUUGUCGAUAAUAAACGUAUGAAAAUUGUUGAGAAACCUGAUGGCGUUUCGUUAAUUAUUGAUAAUACUCAAUUAGAUGAUAAAGGUGCAUAUACAUUAAAAGCAACAAAUAAAGCUGGCGAAAUUGAAUCACCAAAAAUAUCAUUGAAUGUAACAGCUGUACAACCAAAACUUAAAUCAGAUUUACAGCCAACACUCAAUGUAACGAAAAAUGAGCCUAUUGUUUUAAUAAUACAAGCUGAUGGUAAACCAAAACCACAAGUGAAAUGGUUUAAAGGGAAUGAAGAAAUUCCGGCGAAUCAAGCUGGUAUUAAAAUGGUUGAAGAAAAUGAUAAUACAUAUAAAUUAAUUAUUGAUAAAGCAACAGAAAAAGAUCAAGGAGAAUAUAGUGCAAUUGUUCAAAAUCCUGGUGGACAAGUUAAAACGAAAAAGACGAAUGUUACUGUUACAAAAUCACCUGAAUUCGUUUCGAAACCGACAGAUACAACAGUUAAGCAAAGUGAAACAGCUACAAUCGAAUGUCAAAUUGAUGCUUUACCAUUACCUAAAAUAACGUUAUUACGUGAUGGAAAACCAUUGACACCCAAAGAUGGUAUUGAACAAACAUUUGAUGCUGUCAAUCAUCGUUUGAUCAUACAAGUUAAAAAUGCACGUGUUGAUCAAAGUGGUACAUUAACUUGUAAACUUGAAAAUCCUAUUGGAUCAACUGAAACUUCAUUUAAAUUAAAUGUUACAGCUGCACCAACUAUAUCCAAAGGUUUAACCGAUCAAGAAUGUGUUUUAGGUAAAGAAUUACGUUUAACAGUUGUUUCAUCAGGUAGUCCACAGCCAACAGUGAAAUGGUUUAAAAAUAAUGUUGAACUGAAAAAUGUCGGUACUAAAGCUAAUGAUGAUACUUACGAACUAGUUAUUCCUAAUGUCAAACCAGAAGAUGAAGGCAAUUAUAAAGUUGUUAUUACAAAUCCUCUCGGAGAGCAAGAAUCUCAAUGUAAAUUAACUGUUAUUGAGCCAACCGAUAUUAAAUGUGACUUUCCGGAACAACAAACAAUUCAAGUUGGUAAACCAAUUAAACUUGAAUGUCAUGUUAAUGGACGUCCACAACCUGAAGUUACAUGGACCAAAGAUGGCAAAGAAAUUAAACCGUCUGAUCAUUUUGAAAUAACGAAAAACCCAGAUGGUACUUGUUCAUUGACCAUUAAAGAAGCUACACCAGAUGAUAAAGGUAUUUAUAAAGUUGUAUGCAAAAAUAAAUUACAGACGCGUGAAGCUCAAACACAAAUUCAAAUUGCAUCACCAUUGAAAUUUAAUACAACACUUAAAGAUACUGUAGCACAAGUUGGACAAAGUAUUACACUUGAUGUUGAUUGUGAAGGAUUACCAAAACCAACAAUUAAAUGGCUUUUCAAUGGACAAGAAAUAACGCCAUCAGCUAAAUACAAAAUUGAAUCAAAAGGAAGUCUUACUAGAUUAACUAUCCCGAAAGCUGAUCUUGCUGAUACAGGUGUCUAUGAAGUCGUUGUAUCAAAUGGUCUUGAAACUAUUAAAGCUCAAUCAAAAGUUGAUGUUUGUAUCAAACCUAAAGUUGAAGGUAAACCUACAGAUGUUAAUGUUAACAUUGGUGAACCAGCUAAAUUACAAUGUAAAAUUUCCGCUUCACCUACACCAACUAUUGUUUGGCUUAAAGAUGGCCAACCAUUGAAACCAUCGGAUGAUGUCACUCCACAUACGGAACCCGAUGGCACACAAACGCUUGUUUUUAAAUCUACUCAAAUGACCGACAAAGCAACGUACACAUGUCAAGCAACAAAUGUUGGUGGUACGACAGAAGUUAAAUUAAAUCUAAAUGUUCAACAAAUUAAACCCACUCUUAAAUCCGAUCUUAUCAAAGAUGUAACCAUUCAAGCAGGUGAAACAAUCCCAUUAACAAUACAAGCAUCGGGCACUAAGCCUAAAGUUAAAUGGUUUAAGAAUGGUGAAGAAAUCAUUGAAACCGUUGAAGAAACCUAUGAAAUUGUUGAAGAAGAAGAAACUUACACAUUAUUAAUCAAAAAUGCUAAGCCAAAAGAUAGUGGUGAAUAUCAAGCUGUUAUUACAAAUGACGUUGGACAAAUAAAAACGAAGAAGAUUAAAGUACAAAUACAAAAAGCACCUGAAUUGAAAAAGAAACCACAAUCGUUAGUAACAGUUAAAGAAGGCGAACCAGCACAUUUUGAAUGUGAAUUUGAUGGAAAUCCAACACCAAAAGUGACAUGGCUACGCGAUGGAAAACCAUUGACACCUAAAGAUGGCUUUGAAAUUAAAACAGACACAACAACUGGUAAAAGUGUAUUAACUGUACAUCAAACAACAUCAAAACAUUCUGGUCCAAUAACAUUACGUUUAGAAAAUCCAGUUGGAGCACCGAUUGAAGAAACAGUUCAAUUACAAGUUGAAACAGCACCACAACUAUUACAAAAACCACAACCAACAUGCGAAGCACAUUUAAAUCAAACAGCUUCUAUUACAUUUAAAUGCUUAUCAACACCAAAACCAACUAUUAAACUAUAUAAAAAUGAAGUUCAUAUGCCAAUCAAUGGGGAUCAUUAUGAGAUUGUACCAAAUCCAAAUGAUAUGACAACUUAUGAAUUAAAAAUAAAAAAUGUUCGACCUGAUGAUGAAGGAAAUUAUCGUAUACAUAUUGAAAAUUCUCUAGGACAUAUUGAUUCAAAUGUUCAAGUGACGACAGUUGACAAUGUAUCAAUUAAACCAUCAUCGAAACCAAAUAAAACAGAUCUAAAACAACAUGAAACAUUAGUACUUGAAUAUAUUAUUGAUGGAAAACCAAAACCUGAUGUUGUUUUCAUGAAAGAUGGUAAAGAAAUAAAACCAUCAGCUAAAACACAAAUAACUUAUGAUGAAGCAACCAAAGUUUAUCGAUUAAUUACAACUGAUGUUGGACAAGAAGAUGAAGGUAUUUAUACAGUAAUUGUAAAGAAUAAAUUAGGUAAACAAGAAACUGAACCAGUUAAAAUCAAUGUUACAGCACCGAUUGUUGUUAAAACAAAAUUACCAGAAACAACGGAUGGCAUCUUUGGUGAACAAGUGAACUUAACGGUUGAAGCUCACGGUCUUCCUCAACCCAAAGUUACAUGGCUCUUCAAUGGUCAACCAAUUAAACCAACGCAAAAACAUAAAAUCGAACCAUCAAAAGAUCAUCCAGAUCAAAUAACAUUAACUGUUUCUAAAUUAGAUACUACCAAUGUAGGUAAAUAUACGGCUAUUAUUGAUAAUGGUAUUGAAAAAGUCGAAACAACCACAACAUUGAACGUUCAUACGAAACCUAAAUUAGAGUCUAAACUUGAACCCAAUAUGACAUUUAAUAUUGGUGAACAAGCACAGAUACCUAUUCGUCUCAGUGGUGAACAUAAUACAGUAACUUGGUAUAAAGAUUCUCAAGAAAUUCACUUCGAUAGUCGUAUUCGUGUUGUAACUGAUGAAUUUAAUUCUUAUAAAUUAGUUAUUGAUGACCUACGACCAGAAGAUAAAGGUGUCUAUACAAUAGUAAUUAAGAAUAAAGGUGGAAGCAUAGAAAUAAAAACUGUCAUAAAUGUUAAAGAACAAAAACCACAAUUAUUAUCGGACUUAAAUGAUUCUCCAAGUGCCAAUACAGCUAAAAUAGGCGAAGAGUUUUUCUUAGAAAUUCGUGCACAAGGUAAACCAAAACCAAAAGUAACAUGGCUAUUAAAUGGUCAAGAACUAUCAUCGCAAUCAUCUGAUUAUGAAUUAAUUGUUACUGAAGAUGGUUUUUAUCGUAUUGUAUUUCAUCAAUUUCAUGAACGUUAUCUAGGUGAAUAUCAAGCCGUCAUUACAAAUAGUACAAGUACGGUACGUACGAAAAUAAUUCGAGUUAUUGGACAACAAGCACCCGUAUUUACGCAAGCACUACCGAAAUUUAUUCAAAUAAAAACAGGUGAAAAAUUAACUAUUGAAUGUAUGGCUAAAGGGCAUCCAACACCUAAAGUAACUUGGUUACGUGAUGGAAAAGUUCUAUCAAAUAAAGAUGGUUUUGAUAUUAAAGUUGAUCAAACCACUGGGCAUUCAAUAUUUAUUAUUCCAAUUGGAACAGUUAAGCAUACAGGCAAAUAUGAAUGUAAAGUUGAAAAUCAAUAUGGUACACAUACAGUUGAAAUAAAUAUUGAAGUUCUCCCACCACCAACUACUCAACAGAAAUUAAAAGAUUUUGAUAUAUCACGUGGACAAGACGUUAAACUUACUGUCACAGCUAAUGGCACUCCAUUACCACCAUGUAUUUGGUUUCAUAAUGAUAAACAAAUUUAUCCAAAACCAAAUCAUAUUAUUAUUAUUGAUGAUGGGCCAGCACAUACUUUACAAUUACUUGAUGUUCAAUUAAGCGAUGCAGGAACGUAUAAAGCAGUUGUUGAAAGUAUAUCAAGCACAACUGAAUUGAUCAGUCAAGUUACUGUUCGAGAUGUACCUGAUGAAUCAUCUGAACCAGUCGAUAUUCAUGUAAGUCAAGGUGGCUCAUGUACACUUGAAUGUCAAGUAACAGGUGCACCGUUACCUGAAGUUAUAUGGACAAGAGAUGACCAACAAAUAAAAGCCAAUGAACAUUAUCAAAUUGAAUCAUCUGCAAAUGGCAAUCAUCGUUUAAUAAUUAAAAAUGCUCAAUAUGAACAUGCUGGGCGAUAUGUUGCAAACAUAAAGCAGAGAGUACGAACACAAUUUAUGAACUUCGAUGUUAUUAUUACAGACAGAAAAGUGUCCACAACAACUACAAAAAUUAAUCUAACCGGAAUGAGCCAGCAGGAACAAAUUCAACAAAUUCAAUCUCAAGUUCGUCCAUUAUUUCUUCAUUUUGGUUUACAAGAUAUUCCUCGUCCAUUGAAUGAUAUUCUAUUCAAUACAGCACACGAUCGAAACUUUCACACAGCUCAAGAUCAAUUGAAAGAACGUGAACGUCUAUUGACAACACUUGAAAGUUAUUUACAUCAAAAUUCAAAUCAUCAAUUAGGCAAUGGAAAAAAAUUUAACUGGCCAGAAGUAGUUAAAAUUAUUUUUUAUAAUCGUUUUCCAGAAGUAGCACAAACACAUAAAAUUAUUGAUAGAAAUGACGGAUAUAAUGUUCAAAUUAAUGAUCUUAUUCAAUAUUCUAAAUAA